This is a messenger RNA of Nothobranchius furzeri (turquoise killifish), 1842 nucleotides long. The record is from the annotation of a RefSeq genome assembly. Lineage: Eukaryota; Metazoa; Chordata; Actinopteri; Cyprinodontiformes; Nothobranchiidae.
AUGCACAACUUAUCCUUAAUAUUUUCAUCCACUAUAUUUUGACUUUUAUUAAUUCUUAUUUAUCCUCUAUUAGACACUUUAAAACCUCGACUACCAUCAGACUGAUCCCGCAAAAAAGUCAAAACAGCUGUAAAAUUUACAUUUUUUACAGCAUUAUUCCCCUUAAUACUUUUCAUUGACCAGGGCCUGGAAACAAUUAUCACUACAUGAGCAUGGACCGACACACUAUUUAACAUUAAUCUAAGUUUUAAAUUUGAUUCUUACUCUUCAAUCUUUUUGCCCAUCGCCCUUUAUGUAACUUGAUCAAUCUUAGAAUUUGCUCUAUGAUACAUGCACUCAGAUGCAUAUAUUAAUAAAUUCUUUAAAAACCUUUUAAUUUUUUUAAUCGCCAUAAUUGUUCUUGUAACUGCUAAUAAUCUGUUUCAACUUUUUAUUGGUUGAGAAGGUGUAGGAAUUAUGUCAUUUAUCUUAAUUGGGUGAUGAUAUGGCCGAGCUGAUGCCAACACAGCUGCUCUGCAAGCAGUGAUUUACAACCGAGUGGGAGAUAUCGGCUUAAUUCUAGCUAUGGCUUGAAUAGCAAUAAACCUUACCUCAUGAGAAAUUCAUCAAAUCUUCAUAACCUCACAACUAACAACCUCAACGCUCCCACUCUUGGGUCUAAUCCUUGCUGCAACCGGCAAAUCAGCCCAGUUUGGGCUUCACCCUUGAUUACCCUCAGCCAUAGAAGGACCUACCCCUGUUUCAGCAUUGCUUCACUCAAGUACUAUAGUCGUUGCUGGUGUAUUUUUAUUAAUUCGGUUUAGCCCUCUAAUAGAUAAUGACCCAAUUGCUCUUUCUACAUGUCUCUGUCUAGGGUCUAUUACAGCACUAUUUGCCGCUAUCUGUGCCCUCACACAAAAUGACAUUAAAAAAAUUAUUGCAUUCUCCACUUCAAGCCAACUAGGCUUAAUAAUAGUUACCGUCGGCCUGAACCAACCUCAAUUAGCCUUCAUUCACAUCUGCACUCACGCCUUUUUUAAAGCUAUAUUGUUUUUGUGUUCAGGAUCCAUUAUUCACGCUAUAAAAGAUGAACAAGAUAUUCGAAAAAUAGGAGGCUUAAACCAUUUACUGCCUGUAACCUCUUCUUGCCUAACAAUCGGCAGCUUAGCCCUAUUAGGUAUACCCUUCUUAGCAGGAUUCUUUUCAAAAGAUGCCAUCAUUGAGGCCAUAAACACAUCACACUUAAACGCCUGAGCCCUAAUCAUUACUCUAAUUGCAACCUCUUUUACUGCAGCCUACAGCUUUCGAAUCGUGUACUACGUUUCAAUAGGGUACCCCCGAUUUAACACCUUGUCUCCCAUUAAUGAAAAUAAUAAUGCUAUCAUCAACCCUUUAAAACGGUUAGCAUGAGGAAGUAUUUUAGCAGGACUUUUAAUUUUUUCUGACACCUUACCUUUCAAAAACCCAAUUCUCACUAUACCCACAAGCAUUAAGAUAGCCGCUAUCUUGGUUACUCUUUUAGGCUUUUUAACUGCUAUAGAAAUAUCCAUCAUAAUAUCUAAACAGCUGAAACUAACCCCUAAACUUACACCCUUUAACUUUUCAAAUAUACUGGGUUACUUCCCGACAGUGAUCCAUCGAGUUUUUACUAAAAUGUCUCUUUUAAUAGGACAACACAUCUCUAAUCAAACAAUUGAUCAAACUUGACUAGAAAAAAUUGGUCCUAAAACAGUCUCUACAAUAAGUAACAAACCCAUCCACCUAGUAGAAAACAUACAGAAAGGUUUAAUUAAAACAUAUUUAUCCAUUUUCUUCAUCUCUACAGUAAUCUUUACCUACCUCUUUUCACUAAACUGGGCGUAG